CGCGCGUACACUACCAAUAUGAAGAUUUCGAUUCUCCUUGCCGCUCUCUGUGCCGUCCUCGUCGCUGGCAUGGACUACAACGGAGCGCACAAGCCCCAAGCCGUCGCCAACGUCAACCAUAAGCGCAACUUGCGAGUGGAACAAGUUGAAGACGGAAGUGGACAAGUCCCCGACGAGAAAUCCGAGACUCAAGAGUCCAUUCUCAUUGAAGAAGAAGAUAUCAACGAGCCCGUCGACGAGGAGGAUGUCGUGUCGGAAAUUGAAGUUGAGCACAAGGACGACCAACCAGAAAACGAGCAAGACGUCGAAGACUACGAAGAGGACAAGCCUGAAGACGGCGCGCCCGAAGAAGACACGCCAGCAGAAGAGCCCGCCGACAAGCCAGCAGAUGAGCCCGCCGAUAAGCCAGCAGAUGAGCCCGCCGACACUCUCGCAGACAAGCCAGGUUCCACCGACGAACACAAGGAGGAAGCUGCGGAUGCGCACAAAGGAAAGCACUAAGAUACCGUCCAAGAAGCCUCGGCCUGGCAAUCCAAGGCGCACGUGGUAGACGUCCGCUUUGAUGCGACGAUGGCCUUGGCGUCUCUGUGCAGAUACUGAACGUUGUUGAUCUUCAGCCCAUGCGGUCCAUGGAAUUGUGAUCCAAAUAAGAAAUCUAUUUGUCACCCGUCGUACGCCAAA
This is a messenger RNA of Aphanomyces invadans, 681 nucleotides long. RefSeq lists its product as hypothetical. The transcript has a single exon. NCBI's taxonomy places the organism in Eukaryota, Oomycota, Saprolegniomycetes, Saprolegniales, Verrucalvaceae. The coding region runs from base 19 to 501 and encodes 160 amino acids. The record is from RefSeq and is a predicted model, not a curated record.